Fraxinus pennsylvanica is the source of this 471-nucleotide messenger RNA. The record is from the annotation of a GenBank genome assembly. Lineage: Eukaryota; Viridiplantae; Streptophyta; Magnoliopsida; Lamiales; Oleaceae.
AUGGAGGGCGAGAAGAAGAUGGUGAUGGUGGCGAUUGAUGAGAGUGAGUGCAGUCUUUAUGCACUAGAAUGGACCCUUCAAAAACUUCACGAUUCACUACUCAAUUCAGAACUUGUGCUUUUCACAGUACAGCCCAUAGUUGAUUAUGGGAAUUUCUAUGCUGCUUCUUUUGGUGUUAUUUCACCAGAAUUCUUAACAGUUAUCCAGGAAAAUCAAAAGAAAACUGCCACUGCUCUUUUGGAUAAAGCUAAGGACAUCUGCAGAGACCACGGGUUUUGUGCUGAGACAAUUAUUGAAGCAGGAGAUCCUAAAGACGUCAUAUGUGAAGAAGUGGAAAAGCUAAAGAUUGAAUUGCUUGUGCUGGGAAGCCACAGUCGAGGGGCUUUGCAUAGGGCCUUCCUGGGAAGUGUCAGCAACUACUGUGUUCACAAUGCCAAGUGCCCGGUUCUUGUUGUGAAGAAGAAAGCAUGA